UGUUUUUCUUAUAAUAAAGAAUUUGCACCCCACUCACAUUGAAUGAACCUUCCCAAGUUAUUUUCUAACACUAAAUGAACCUUCCCCAGUUAUUUUCUGACAUGUGCUUGUCAAUAACCUCACUCUUCAAAUUGUCACAAAUCCAACACACACACACACACAGAGUAUGGCAGAUUUGUUUAUCAAACAGAAUUCUGGGGAUAAUCCUAUUUACCAGGCAAAACAGUAUUCUGAAGGCAGGCCUAAUUACCCUCAAGAACUCUUCCAUUUCAUUGCUUCCAAUACUCCCUCUCAUGAACUAGCAUGGGAUGCUGGCACCGGCACUGGCCAAGCAGCCAGCUCACUGGCUGGGAUUUACAAGAAUGUGAUAGCGACGGACAUAAGCCCAAAUCAACUAGCAUUUGCAGCAAAGCUACCAAACAUUACAUAUCAAUGCACUUCCCCCAGCAUGUCCAUGGAUGAACUCCAAAACAAAAUUGGAUCAGAAUCCACUUUUGAUUUGGUCACUACAGCUCAAGCCAUGCACUGGUUCCACCUCCCUACCUUCUACCAACAGGUGAAGUGGCUUCUAAAGAAGCCCAACGGGGUCAUCGCAGCCUGGUGUUACACCACACCGGAAGUUAACCCUACGGUUGACUCACUGUUCCAUAGAUUUUACACUAUCGAUGCUGGUCCUUACUGGAAAUCUGGUACGUCCCUGGAAUCACCUCGUGAAAUAGUGGACCAGAAAUACGAAACCAUCUAUUUCCCGUUUGAACCAGUAGAUGGGCUUGAGCACAAUGGACCGUUUCGGUUUAACAUGGAGAAGGUGAUUGAUUUGGAGGGCUAUUUCACGUACUUGAGGUCGUGGUCUGCGUAUGAUUUUGCUAAAGAAAAGGGUGUGGAGUUGCUCUCAGACAGUGUAGUGGAAGAGUUCACAAGGGCUUGGAACGAAGAUGGCAAAAUCCAAAAGACUGUCAUUUUCCCUAUUUAUUUAAGGAUAGGGAAAGCUGGUUUACCAAGUUAAGAGACAUCUCUAUUUCAGAUGCAUAUAUACAUAUGUAUGACGAGCAGUUAAACAUGCUACCUGAAUAAUUUCGACGUGGACAUGUAGCUAGUCAAUGGUGCUUGGGCACGAUGAACAUUCCUUGUAAUAAAGCUGUAACAUUUUGAUUGCAAAUUUCUGGAAUGAAAAAAGAAACUCAUAGUUCUAUUAA
Messenger RNA from Salvia miltiorrhiza (redroot sage), 1196 nucleotides. RefSeq lists its product as uncharacterized. The record is from RefSeq and is a predicted model, not a curated record. The transcript has 2 exons. Bases 167 to 1006 code for a protein of 279 amino acids. Lineage: Eukaryota; Viridiplantae; Streptophyta; Magnoliopsida; Lamiales; Lamiaceae.